UUUGUAAGUCCGAAUGGCACUUACUUGGUAAGGUCAAGGCGAUCAUUGUGUGUCCUCCUCGAUUUACCUCCUUGUCGACGCUGUUCCGACGGAGGAUCUAUAUCCCGCUGGUAACCUAGACUUGGUCGAUGCUCGAUAGUCUCCAGUUGUCGAGGAUGAGACAGUCAUAGUUUCUUCACUAAUCAGUCUCAUCUCGACGUAAGAAUUCCCAGUUAUAAACACCUACGAGUCCCCCCGUCCCUGUUCCCCUCUGUUUCUACUUCAGAACACUCACCAAUCAGCCGCACACACUAUCGUUCAAGACUUGCUUGUCUCCUCAACAGAUUGAAGCACCCAUUGAGCAUCUCCUCGACAACAGCUCGCUUUUGUAAUAAACAUGGACAUCUUGCCGCGCGGUUCCUUCAACGUCAAUCCCGCGACAGGGGUGGACUUGGCCAUCUCUGACCACGUAUCUGACUUCCUCUGGGCUGUCACAGCCGUCUACACAGUCGCCUUUUUUAUCAUUCUGGUCCCCUCUUUCACCGCUCCCGAAAGCAAGAGAGUUUUCAACUACACUCUGUCCAUGGCCCUUCUGGUCGGCGCAGUGACAUACUUUGCCCAAGCAUCCGACCUGGGUUGGGAUGCCGUCGAGCAGUCCAAUGGUCUCACCAGCCAGGUCUUCUACGCAAGAUACAUCAACUGGGUCGUCUCGUUCCCUGCACUGGUCUUGUCCCUCGGUCUCUUGUCGGGCAUCUCAUGGACCACCAUCAUUCUGAACAUUGUUUGCUCGUGGUUCUGGAUCAUCAACUACCUGAUUGCCGCUUAUACCACCACCAGCUACAAGUGGGGCUUCUUCGCUUUCGGCACCUUUGCCUGUGUCAUCCUGGCCAUGAGCACCAUCAACGAGAGUCGCGAAUCGGCUGAAAAUAUCGGUAUCAGUCGCGACUAUCUCAUUCUGGCUGGUUGGGUGACUUUGAUAUGGACGUUAUACCCCGUUGCCUUUGGUCUGAGUGAUGGUAGUCAUGUCAUUGACGUCAAUGGCGGCUUCAUCUUCUUCGGGGUCCUCGACGUGCUCCUCCUACCAGUGGCAUCGAUUGGGUUCUUGCUUCUGUCAAGCCACUGGGAUUUUGCCGCACUGCAAUUGGACUUCAGCGAGUAUCGCGGCGUGCGCCAUAGCAGGAUUCCGUUGGAGAAGGGCGGUUCUUCUGAUGGGUCAGAUCGUCCAGGACCAGCCGAGGUGUGAGGCGCAGAUCUGCAAAGUGUCUGACCAGAGCUUCGUAUCAGCCUUCUUAGCGUUUCCGAGAGACUUGCAUUCUGGUCAAUUGACACCUCAGUUUUUGAAGGAGGAUUGCUGCGGUAUCACUUGGCAAAUUCGUGUUUGAACAAUUCUUUUCUUGUAAGGAGGAGUUUGCACAGCAUCAUAGACAUUUAGACAGGAAGGGAGUUUUACACAAGUCCGGUAAUUUGAAAAGAC
Molecule: messenger RNA, 1453 nt
Organism: Exophiala viscosa
Lineage: Eukaryota; Fungi; Ascomycota; Eurotiomycetes; Chaetothyriales; Herpotrichiellaceae
Exons: 2
Coding region: 377-1222 (281 amino acids)
Cellular component (GO): endoplasmic reticulum; plasma membrane
Source: RefSeq, a predicted model, not a curated record